This is a messenger RNA of Prosopis cineraria, 1133 nucleotides long. Its product is annotated as NAD(P)H-quinone oxidoreductase subunit T, chloroplastic. NCBI's taxonomy places the organism in Eukaryota, Viridiplantae, Streptophyta, Magnoliopsida, Fabales, Fabaceae. The record is from RefSeq and is a predicted model, not a curated record.
AAUCGAAACAUACAAACUGUGAAGUGCAAAUUCGAAAGGGGUCAAUUUUCUUCUCAAAAUGUUGUGAACCACAUAAACCCUGAACGGAUGAACGACAUGGAUUCCUUCAUAUUUGAGAGCCACACCAUUCCUUGCAUCUCUUUUGUCUCCCUCCCCCCCUCUCCUUCCAUGGCUUCCGUAGCAGCCACACAGGUUCUAUUGCAGAACGCUCUCUUGCGAAAUCACCCAUCAACAGGAUCCUUUGGACUCCAUAGCUCCACUUCUAAAGCUCUGGUUCUUCGACUUCGAGCCUCACAGACGUCAGAGGGGCCUCGCGAUCGCCAGAGAGCACCCCCUGGAGUUGAUACAAGAAUUCAUUGGGACAACGAAGAUGAGGGUUGGAUUGGAGGCACCACAAGUAACACGAGACAGUCCAAAGCAGAGGGUGCUGGGCCAAAUUUUGCUGAUUUGCUUUCUGAUUCUUCUGGUUCUCAUUACGAAUUUUUAGGAGUCUCAGCAGAAGCUGAUUUAGAAGACAUUAAAGCAGCUUACAGGAGAUUAUCAAAGGAAUAUCACCCAGAUACAACUUCACUGCCUCUAAAAACUGCCUCAGAUAAAUUCAUGAAGUUGAGAGAAGUCUACAAUGUCCUGAGCAAUGAAGAGAGUCGAAAAUUCUAUGAUUGGACGCUUCUCCAGGAGGCGGCAAGCCGGCAAUCAGAGAAGAUGAAGAUGAGAUUGGAGGAUCCUUUUGAGAAAGAAGCGAAGAACUGGGAAUCUGUUCCUGACAUGGUUGAUCGGCUUGGAGGAAGGAACAUGAAGCUCAGUGAUCAAGCAACGACUGCUCUCACUAUUGAUGUUUUCAUCAUUAUUUUUGCGAUUUGCUGCAUCAUUUAUGUAAUAUACUUCAAAGAACCAUAUUACUAGAUUGUUAAUAUAAAAUUAAUUAAAAAUAUUUAAAUAGAAGCUAGAAUGUAGCAUCUUAGCCCAGAAGUUGUGUCUGUAUCAUAAAUUCUUGUAUUAUAAAAUGUACAUCUCACUCACGCAGUUGAAGUUGAAUAUACAUGUAUAAGACCCCAGUAAAGGAUUUCUGGAGAGGUUUCAUCUGAAGGCGAGCUUCUCACAUAUGAAUGCAAAUGGUUCAAAUUUUAUUUGAA